This is a messenger RNA of Dufourea novaeangliae, 3009 nucleotides long. RefSeq lists its product as uncharacterized. The transcript has 6 exons. NCBI's taxonomy places the organism in Eukaryota, Metazoa, Arthropoda, Insecta, Hymenoptera, Halictidae. The coding region runs from base 537 to 1745 and encodes 402 amino acids. The record is from RefSeq and is a predicted model, not a curated record.
UUUCCAGUGUGUUUACCAGUUCGGUGGAUGUCACCACAGUGAGACACUGUGUCCCGUGUGGCCAGAUCGUUUGUUCGCAUCAGUGAUUAUUUCUCGAGCAACGAAAACGACGAGAGAAUGAGACGUGGAACAGAGGUAGAGGCAGAAGCUGCCAGCCGCGAAUUGGGUUACGUCCCGUUCGCCUGGCAACGAUAUAUGACGCAACAGCCACCCUUCGCAAGCACCAGCGAUCCUCGUAAUCUUUGCGUGUCGUUUUAAUUGGCGACAGGACACUCUCAUCUCAUCUGAUCAAACGUGUCGCCGCGUAAGCCUAGAGAUAGACACGCAAAACGAAAACGUCGGAGGUGUCUUGUGCAUGCGACCUAUCCCCGCCCCGUCGCGCUCGCGUCCACUUGAUUGCGCAGCUAGUUUUGGAGGUUAGCCGAUCACGAUUGAGAAACUUGAACGAAAGUGACACCCACCGAGCGAGCCAGCCGGAUCAGCUGUUCCCCAGGACGACCUUUUAACAACUAUCUCCGGUGAACGGAGGCAAAACGAUGUUGUCGUACAUGCUGCCAACGGAAGACAAGCCGCCACCGGGAGACUCGAAUCAGGCGAACAACCAUCGGGCUGGUAAGCUGCAGAAGAGCCCGAGGGGGCGUCCUCACCUGGCCACGAGGCCACCGAUCACCGUCUCGCCGAGAAAUCACACGGACACCACCAAAAUGAUGAUCGUCCCGACGAAGAUCGAGGAGCACUCUGAUCAGCAGCAACACUAUCACCACCAUCAGGGACUUCCGGUGCACGAAAGCAGCCCGAAGCACAACGGCACCGUGGUAAAGAAGUCGACGUUGCACACCUCGAAGGUCACCAAAGACGACAGCUUGUACAGCAUCAACAGCGACGCCAGCAGCACGGUCGGCUGCGAUCGGAAGAACAAAAUCUUCAACGGGGCGAAGCACACUAGUCUGAAAAGAGUCUCCUUCGGCUCGAGCAAAGGAUCGAUGGUGGAAACAUUAGUAUACGAGACACCUGUUCAAGAGGAACCGGAGAUCAAUCAUUUUUUGGACCAUAACGGACGCAUACCCUCUAUGAUCGCAACUGUGCCCGAUACCGACGAAGGUAGGGAAAUGGUACGGGUCUCGUUGCUCGGCUCACAACCUUCACCGACAACGCCCGGCGUAUUUCAGGUGCAGCCUAUCGCGAUAUCGAGGACUCAACCGAUCGACAUGGACGCCGUUCCGGCCGAACUCCUGACCACGCACACCGAGCACACGGCUCCCGCCUACCACACGCAAAUCAGCACGGACAGCGGUUGGGAUAAUCCGUUCAGACCAGACGGGGACCUUUCGAGGGAGGCCGACGAGAUAGUCGAGCUGAUAAAAGGCGGGAAACCCAUCACGCCGACCCCCGGUCAGACCGCUCCGCCGUUGCCAGGAUGCGAAACCGGUGUCGGAAACGGUCAGAGCACCCUCGACCACGAUUCGAGUUCCAGCCCCCUGCUGAAGUCCACAGGGAACGCGACGAAUCGACACGCGAACUCGUCGCCGAAGCCCGGCCAAGAGAACGGGAACGCCCAUAGCACCCCGAUGAAAUCCGCGACCGCGAACAGUCAGCAGCCUGUCAACGAAAAGGUUGCCGCGUCGUCGAGGACAGCGACCGUGGAAGUGGCCAGAAUGACAGCGCAGGGGCCAGGCGACGCUUCGCAGGUCGAACACGUCACCCUGAAGAAGAAGCCUAAAUGCAAAUGUUGUAUUCUUCAGUAAUAGGAAGGGAAAGACACCACGAGCGCGAAGCGGACCGAGCAAGGAUGUCUGAGCCCACCGGACGGACGAUGAUCGUUCUUCGGGUCGUCGAAAUGGGGACGGUAUUUUCGCGACGAUUUUCUUCGGGCGAGAAACGGUGUUCUCCUCGCGUGUUCACCACCGUUUUUCCGAAAGGAUCACUCGGUCACCGCGUGGAAGAACGACCAUACACGAUUCCCUCUUCGUCUGGGGUAACCAGUUUUCCCGAAGGAACGAACGGGGUGAAAACAGCAGCGAAGUGGAGGGAGAAAGAGACACGCGCCCAUAUCGGAACGUUUUAAUCGAGCGCGACGCGCGGUGGAUCUCUUUCUCGGGGACGAGUUCUCGAUUGUUCAAGGUUCGUCUUGUCACAAAUAUCGAGAGGGAUGGCUGCUGCGAGGAUUUGGAAUGAUUUCGCGGCAACCGCCGACGAUUUGGUUCGAUGGAAAAGGGAUAAGGAAAAGGGGGGGAGAUUCUUAGGAACGCGCUUGGAACUGUACCGACACGACCCGGAAACGGAGGAUAAGCUGAACGCGAAAUUUCACCCGAGCCUCUUGAUGAUAGCCUUUCAGAGACAGUGGAAUGUCCAUAUAAAGUACAUAGUGACUAUGAAUGAAGAGAAUGAAGAAGAAAAAAAAUUAUAUAUAUAUAUAUAUAUAUACAUAAAACUAUAUUGUAGAUACAGAAAAUGGUAGUUGUAUAGCUUAUAUGCUUUUACUAUUGUGGUUAAUUACUGUCAAAAUUAUCGUGGUUUCAAGAAUGUAUGAACGGAACGAACUAACACGGGCGUGUACGCGAAAGAAAGUCGGACGUGCGUGCGGGGUUCACGGCGCCCCAGGAGAGAAGAAUCAUGUUUAAAACUUUACCGGGGUUCAUACGAGAGAAAAAUGACGAAAAGCUAAUUAUUAUCACUUCGUUGGACAUCGAUAUAAUACUACGAUAGGUUGAUAGAUUCUCGUUUUUACUAAGAAAAAAAAAACAGAAACACUCGAACCUCUUCUAUGCAAACGUUUAUGAACAAUUUUUUAACCAUCGCGUGUAGCACAUUGCGCCAAUCAAAGGGGUAGUACUACUUGUACACACGAAUUGUGAGAUGAGACUAAUUGUGGACGAAUGAGAAGGAAUAUAGCGGAAAUAAAGCCGGCGUAUUUUUAUUGUCGCGCGCGAGCAAAUGCAUCAAACAACCGUGUAUAGUUAAUUCUUGAUGAAUGUUCGAAGGCUCUUCGGUACUGAACAUGAAAUAUUU